Strongylus vulgaris is the source of this 306-nucleotide messenger RNA. The record is from the annotation of a GenBank genome assembly. Lineage: Eukaryota; Metazoa; Nematoda; Chromadorea; Rhabditida; Strongylidae.
AUGAAUCGCAAAAAGGAAAAGGAAAGCGAAGAAAACAAGGAGAAGAAGAACAAGAACGAUGAAACGGGGAAAAAGCAACAAAAAGAACAAAACAGAAAGGACAAAGCGGAGAAGAAGUUAGAUGACACUAAGAAGAAACGUGCUGUUAUAAGCUCGGAAGCUUCGAAAAGGGUGAGUCAGGAUAGAUUCAAACAAAAAAGAUAUGAAGCACCAGACUGUGAAUCUAGUGCACGCAAAGCGCGGCGAGGUAGCAAACAACUACCCAACUCUUCCCGCAAUAGCAUCGUUAGGAAAAUUACAAAGUGA